AAUAUGCAUUAGGUGUGGUGCCUCAUCUUUUUUUAAUCUGGAAGCAAUUUAAGAAUAUGGGGGGGGGAUCUCCCAUCUUCAUGAAAAGCAACAAAUUCUGCAAAUGGCCCCCCGUUCCCUCCCAAGCCAAUUUUUACUCUUUUAUUCUCUCUUUAUUUUCUCAACCAAGAGCUUAGAAAGUCCGGAAGGCCGAGAGGGCCCCGUCGGUCCUCCCGGCAAACGAGUUCCGAUUAUAUCUCGGCGGCGUCCGCGAGGUACCUCAACGCUGGAGUCGUGGGGUGGGGGAGAGAAAAAGAAGCAGCAGCAGCCGCCUGCCAGUCGCUCUGGCCGGAGCGCGCGUGCGCGUGCAUUCUCUGUGGCGCGCAUCUUUCUCUCCCCUCUUUGAGGGGAAUUGGCGGGAGCGGCCCGGUGAGGGUCGCGGCCCUGCAGUGCGGGCUCCCGGCCGGCUUGAGGGGGCGCUGCGCCGGGAGGCCCGCGUUGGGAAGGCGGGUGUGGGGAGCGCGUGUGCCUGGCUGCUGGUCCUCCCUCCCUCCCUCUCUCUCUCUCGAGCGGGCGGGCGCCGGAGAGGCAAAGCGGCCCGGUUUCUCCCAUCCCGGCGCACCGGCAGCGCCGCCCGCGGGGGGUCCGGACGCGGGGAGGCCAGCCGCCGCGGACGCCAUCACCAUCACCGCCAUGAAAGACUGCGAGUAUCGUCAGAUCCCGCCGGGUACCCCGGCUGCCCCCACCGCUUCUGGACCCCCGAGCUCCGUGGCCACCAGCACCGCCCCCGCGACUCUGGCUUCGCGGCCCCGCCGCAAGUGGGAGGUUUUCCCCGGGCGCAACCGGUUCUAUUGUGGCGGGCGCCUCAUGCUAGCGCGGCACAGCAGCGUCUUUCUCCUCACGGUCGGCCUCAUUGUGGUCACCAGCGGCCUCUUCUUCGCCUUCGACUGUCCAUUCCUGGCUCAUAAAUUGACCAUGGCCAUUCCUAUCAUUGCUGGCAUCCUGUUCUUUUUUGUCAUCAGCUGUUUGCUACAAACCAGCUUCAGAGAUCCCGGUAUUUUGCCCAGAGCCACCCCUAGUGAAGCUGCAGAUCUGGAGAAAUGGAUUGACAACCUCGGCACUUCCACUUAUCGGCCACCUGCCCGAACCAUGGAAGUUGUAAUAAACAAGUAUAUGGUGAAAUUGAAAUAUUGCUACACGUGUAAAAUGUUCCGUCCACCCAGGACUUCCCAUUGCAGUGUCUGUGACAACUGUGUUGAACGAUUUGAUCACCAUUGCCCCUGGGUAGGCAACUGUGUGGGGAAGCGGAACUAUCGAUUCUUCUAUGCCUUCAUCCUCUCUCUCUCCUUCCUAACAGCCUUCAUCUUUGCUUGUGUCAUCACCCACCUUGCUCUGCGCUCCCAGGGAAACGAUUUCCUCACGGUUUUGAAAACCACACCAGCAAGUCUGUUGGAAUUGGUGAUUUGUUUUUUUUCAGUCUGGUCUAUUUUUGGCCUCUCAGGGUUUCACACUUACUUAAUUGCCUCCAAUUUGACAACCAAUGAGGAUCUCAAGGGGGCCUGGUCAAAUAAGAGAGGUUCUGAAUUUGCCAACCCCUAUAGCCAUAAAAGUGUCCUAACCAACUGCUGUGCAGUGCUCUGUGGGCCGUUUUACCCCAGUUUAAUAGAUAGAAGAGGAUUUGUCCAGGCAGAUGCUGGGACUCCCUCUACUCCAAAGGGUGAAAUCCCUUCCUUUGGAACAAAAUCUGAUGCCAGCAUGGAGGAUGCCUGCCAGGACUUUGCGAUAUCUUGCACUGCCUGAUGGGAUAGUCCCUCCCCACAGGAUGGGUUAGUACUGCUCCCUGAAGGUUAGCUGGUAAGAAUUUUUUUCUUCCUCGCCAUCACCCAGUGAUUCAUCUCAUUCUCACCACAUGAGUGUUCCAAGUCUCUGGUGUCCAUGUAGCCCUCAAGUCUGAAUUGUUCCCCAUUGUUAUGGGUCAAUCAUCCAUCCAUAGCUUAAGCUGCAAGCAGGGUACCGAGGUUUAUAAAGCGCCAAAAAGGACUUGAGGGAUAGACAAGGAACCUGUGGCGCAAGGCAGAUAAAACACUAUAUAAGUAACUACACACCUGGAUGAAGAGGUGGACAUUGUGAAAGGCUGCACUCAACAUUGGGAAGGCUUGAGCUAGGGUGAAAACAUUAACUUUUAGCACAAGAGACAUUUGUUGCAUUUUGUCAUUGGUGAGCCAUGGCAUAUAUUUGGCGAUGGCUGUGCUGUUACUGUCUCCAAGAGAUGAAUUCCUGUAAGUUAUUAUCAUUGGUGAGGAAGUACAUGUCAUCAGAUCUGCCGCCUCUACUUUCCCCCCUUAAGAAAGAACAAAACUGGAGAAUCUUUUUAGUUACUUUACUCAUUAAUCAUCUUUCCUUGCCUUACAUCCCUUAUACCAGGGGUGAAAUCCAGCAGGUUCUGACAGGUUCUAGAGAACUAGUAGUGGAAAUUUUGAGUAGUUCGGAGAACCAGCAAAUACCACCUCUGGCUGGCCCCAGAGUGGGGUGGAAAUGGGGAUUUUGCAGUAUCUUUCCCCUGGAGUGGGGUGGGAAGGGAGUUUUUGCAGUUUCCUUCCCCUGCCAUGCCCACCAAGCCACACCCACCAAGCCACACCAUGCCCACCAAGCCACGCCCACAUAACUGGUAGAAAAAAAAAUUGGAUUUCACCACAGCAUUAUACUCUUGCAUAGAAAAAGCAAUUGUUGCCUACUGGUAUUUAAGUGAAGGCAUCUAAAGGAGAAACAACUGGGAUAACAAGCAAUCUGCUGGACUGUGAAGCUAAUUCUUUCUUUUUGGUGUCGUAAACAGAUUUGCAUAGGGCAAAGCAAAGGAAGAAUUCUUGACCUUUAGCCAUCAGCCUAUAUUCCCAGCUUGGGGGGGGGACCCCAGAAACACAGUAGAGGCUUCAUUCCAAACAUACAGAACUUGGUGCUAUAUGUUUUCAUGUAACCUCAAUGUACAACCAGUCCAGCAUGUUUAAAUAUGUCAUUGUGUGAUUGGAGUAGUCUAAAGGGGGCUGUCAUUUAUAACUUCUUGCAUGUCUAAUGAAAGUUGACUAUAUGCAUAUCAAAUCCCAUUAGAUCAUCCACAUAUAUAAUUUAAGAGCCCCCCCCCAUCAACUUCUGGGCAUGAUUUCUCAUUUCUAAUGUAGUAAUAGAAUUUAUUGUUACAAUGGAUGCUAUGGGUGGUCAUGAAAAGGUUUGGGAGUAUGUGUCGUAUUUGGCAUAUAUCUGAAUUUUACUUUUUCAUCACAGGGGAAGGUAUUUUUUUUUUGUCUUUCAUUCUCUUAUAUGUCCAUGUAACAUUCUUCAGGAACCUUUUAUUUUGUUUUCUUCAUCCUCCUUUUUUUUUUUGUGGGAUGUAUCUAAUAUUUCCCCUCCCAAGAGUUUUCUUCAUCCAAGUGUUUUGGAGCAAAAGCUCCCUUUUUAAAAAGACAUUUUCCAGAUUUACCUAUAUUGUACUAACUUUCCUUUUCCUGUGCCUUCCUUUUCUCUAGCUUGCCUGUCAAUGCUAGGCCUAUGAUGAUCCUUCUUUUCACUGCUGCUUUCAUUUACUAAUCCUCUCUUUUCUUCUUCCUUUUCCCUCUCCCAAUCUCCCCACCCCCACCCCACUUCUUGGGAAC
Molecule: messenger RNA, 3626 nt
Organism: Ahaetulla prasina
Lineage: Eukaryota; Metazoa; Chordata; Lepidosauria; Squamata; Colubridae
Gene: ZDHHC18
Product: zinc finger DHHC-type palmitoyltransferase 18
Exons: 9
Coding region: 673-1779 (368 amino acids)
Biological process (GO): peptidyl-L-cysteine S-palmitoylation; protein targeting to membrane
Cellular component (GO): endoplasmic reticulum; Golgi apparatus
Molecular function (GO): protein-cysteine S-palmitoyltransferase activity
Source: RefSeq, a predicted model, not a curated record